Messenger RNA from Cylindrotheca closterium, 279 nucleotides. Lineage: Eukaryota; Bacillariophyta; Bacillariophyceae; Bacillariales; Bacillariaceae. The record is from the annotation of a GenBank genome assembly.
AUGCGCCCGUGGGGAUGCACGUUUUUUGUGUACGUUUAUUACGGCGCACCUCAUAGAAAAGCGGCUCGCUGUAAAACUUUCUGGAAUCGGUACCGUAAACUUAUACCGAUUAAAACUCUGCAGUUCAGCUGGUCAAACUCAACUUCCAACGUCUUGACAAAAUUUCGCAAUUAUGUUCUGGCGCAGGUGAAGCUGCAAAAGAAUACUUUGCUAGAGCAAAUGAAAUCCGUUUUUUUCCGGAUCUUGAUGGGCUUGCCAAUUGGUCCAGGCUUGAUUUGA